Molecule: messenger RNA, 3043 nt
Organism: Lucilia cuprina (Australian sheep blowfly)
Lineage: Eukaryota; Metazoa; Arthropoda; Insecta; Diptera; Calliphoridae
Exons: 8
Coding region: 98-2899 (933 amino acids)
Source: RefSeq, a predicted model, not a curated record
AAAUUAGAUUGCUAUUCAAAUUAUUUCAAUUUUUUUAAUUCAUUAAAUUAUAUUUUUUUAUAAAUUUCAAUAUUUAAAAUCAAGUUUUUUAUUUGAAAUGUUUACGACAAAUAGUCCUGGCGGUUUAGGAUUUAUCUUUGACAUUAUAAUUGUACACAUAAAUUUAACGAAUAUUGGCACUGAAGAAAUCCCAAAAUUAAGAGUCGAUGUAAAAUUCAUUAAAGACUAUAUAAAAAUAACAUCAAGUCGCAUCAAUGUAGCGGAAUUUAAAGCAGAACGUGGUUUGGAAUUCAAAGAAAAACCCACAGUUUUAAAAGAGCAAUUAUUUAAACAACCUUUAGAAUGUGAAGUGUUCUAUGAUGGACAGUCUGUGGGAACGUGUAAUUUUCUAUGGCCUGCUAGUUUUAUAAAUUGUAUUGCUGGAGAUUGUGGCCGAGAACUGACGCAUUGCGAUGAGGCCGAUAUUAAGAAGAAUAAUGAAAAAGUAGGUCAUAUGGAAAUAUUUGUACGACUACAAAUAAAGUGUAAUGAGUUUGACCUAAAAGAAACCCAAGAACCCAAAAAACAUAAUUUAUGCAAACAAACUGAUAAUGUUAUAAACGUUAAUGAUGUACUUUUUAUGGUGGGUAAUGAUAGAGAUGCCUCAAUCGCUUGCACUGAUACAGAUGUAAUCCCAGCCUCCGAAAGUGGAUCAUCUGCUAAUGCUACUUGUUUAGAUUUAUCUAAUUUUCGUAAUAUAAAUGGUAAAACUUUACCAAAUGCUGAUAUUUUAGAUAAUAUGCAUAUGAUGAACUGCUGCAGAGCAAAGAAAUCUGUAAAUCAAUGUCAAGAAAUUAUUGAUAGUUUAAUGGAGAAAACAAAAGAUUCUGAAAGCUGUCCAACUUGUUCGCAAAAUAAGACAAAGGAUCGAAUAAGAAAAUCACCUUGUAAAUCUUUAGAAUGUAUAUCUGAUAGCAGAUUUGCUUCUGGUAGUAGUUCAGAUACCUAUAAUCCUUGUCAAUGUAUAUCGGAUGAAUAUGUUUCCGAGAGCAAAAGUAUAUUAUGCAAAACGAAGGAUUUAAAUGAGAAACCAACAAAGAGAUAUUGUCCCCUGUGUCAUGAGAAUGUUACGUGGUUACCGAAAUUUGCCGCUUGUCCCAAGUGUGGUUUUAAGCCCAUACCUUACAAUAUUGAAGAGCCUUAUGAUGAUAAACUAACAGCGGAUCAAAUUCUUCAGGAAUUUACCAACAAUAAGACAACUGACCCGACCAUAGAUAAACCAAGUGAGGCCUCUUUAAUAGCUGGUGCUGAAAAAUUUCGUUGUACUUGUAAAGAUGGUAAAAUUUGUGCUCAUUGCCGCAUUAAAAAACUUUGUGAAGAUAUUUUUAAAACACCUGGAAAUGCUGAAGAUGACUGCGGUAAAUGUGUAUCUAAAUCUUCGGGUUUGUAUAAUAUCUGUAAGACCAGCAGUCCAGAUUGUCGUCCAUAUUUAACAAAAGUUUUUCAAGAGUUAAAAGAUCUUUACCAUAUAAAGAAAACAAAAAAUGAGAAUAUUAUUGAUGAUCAUAAGGGAAAUGUUAAGAGAUCUGUGGAUAAGAUACAAGAAGCUAAACAUAUAAAGAAAAUAGAUGAGCCAUCAAGUAGACCGAAAACUAAUGAAGUAAAUUUAGAGGCUGAACGUAAAAAGUUUUUGGUAAAAAAUUUUCAACAACAUGAGUCCUGCAAAGGCAAAAGUUUCGAUUACAAUAAACGACGUCAAUAUCCUGGCACUAAAAUUGGACAUAAAACCUGCUUAAACGGUUUUGCUGGAAGAAAAAAUGUUCCUCAUAACAUGGGUUGGCUGUGGAAUGCCGAAACUAAUGGUUUACGUAGAGGAUGGCGGCCAGGUGCCAUAAGAAAACCUAUUAAAACUUUAAUGCAACAUUUCCUUAUCAACAACAAUAUGCAAUUGUGCUGCGAUUUGCCAGAUAAUGAAAAUUGUGACAAAAACAAAGAAGAAGAAAAGGAUUAUACCAAAGAACCUACACUGCAUAUAUGUAAAAAGAAUGGUGAUUUCUAUAUAACAUUAAGACCUCUUAAAAAUUAUGAAUCUUGUAAUAAUAUGAAACCCAUACAAUUCAAAAUCAGCAAAAAUCCUUUAUUGUUAAAGAAACGUGAACUUAAACAAUAUUUAAAAGAAUUGGGUUUUGCCAAAUGCAUUUGUCACAAACCUAUCUCAGGCUGUUGUUGUCGUAGUUUUUUGGAAAAAAAGAAACUGGAAUAUCAGUGUUGUAGGGAGUGUCUCAAAAGGCAAAUACCGAAUUGUGCAGAUACUCUUAUAUUGUCAGAUACUACAGAUAGUGAAACUGAAUUUGAUUUUGGUGUAACUCCACCGGCUGGUAUUUUGCAAUCAAAAAAAUGCUCAAAGAAAAGGAAAAAAGUUAGUUCUGCUACUCAGUAUGAAGAAAAUGAUUGGAAAAUAAAAGAAGAUCAAUCAAAACCUUUGGGUAAAUAUUUUAAAUUACACAACUGCGCGGUAGGUCAACGAUUUGGCAAAGCAUUUGGACCUUAUGGCAGUAAAGGAUAUAGACCAGGAGCAGUUCCCUCAAAGGGUAUAUAUGGUCCUUGCGGUUUAAUAACGGAAGGUGGCCAGCAUGGCUUCGGUAAGGGCGUUAAAGGUGUAGCUCUUAAAGGGCCAGAAGCCUUUUUAGGACCUGAUGGAAAAUUUAGUAUGGCUUUAUAUUUAGCAGCUAAAGCUGCAAAUAAACCAACUGCCGAGGAGUUGGCUGAGAAAAAAAGACAAAAAAUGACCCUAUUGAGGGGGGCGCUACCGCCUUUGCUAUGUAAGGUAGAUAGACGGGGCAAACCAAUUGAUAUUUGUGCUCCUUAUAUUCCAAUAACAUGCAGUACAAUGUGUUUAAGUGAUGAUCGUAUAUGUUGAAAUUUAAUGAAAAUGUUUUAAAAUUUUACAGGAGAUUGUAUAAAAAAGUUAACUUUAAAAGUAAUAAUAAUCUUAAAGAAACUCUAACUAAAGUUUCUUAAAAAGUCCUCAUAAUCUAGUGAUUAUUUAAACAACUCGAGUAUA